Messenger RNA from Meloidogyne enterolobii, 2452 nucleotides. The record is from the annotation of a GenBank genome assembly. NCBI's taxonomy places the organism in Eukaryota, Metazoa, Nematoda, Chromadorea, Rhabditida, Meloidogynidae.
UAUAUACGGUGCUUUGAAAAGGCUUGCAAGAAAAAAUUUAUAUUUAUCGAAGCCUUUUCAGUGCCUGUUUAUUUGCGUACUAUUUAAGUACUUUAUUUUUCUCAUUGAAUUUCUGGUUGAACCUUAUUUGAUGGACCAAAAUGGGGUGGGACAAAUUGGGGGUUUUGCUAAGUGGGACGAAUCGGGCUGGGACGAAUUCUGGGAGCCCCUUCAGACUUUAUUAUUUCCUCAAAGAAAUUUAAAUUCAAAAAAUUUUUCGAAGAUGACAGUUGGUACCAAAAAAUGACAUUUGAUCCCAAAAAUGACAUUUGAUCCUAAAAAUGACAUUUGAUCCCAAAAAUGACAGUUGAUCCCAAAAAUGACAUUUGAUCCCAAAAAUGACAUUUGAUCCCAAACAUGACAUUUGAUCCCAAAAAUGACAUUUGAUCCCAAAAAUGCAAUUUGAUCCCAAAAAUGACAUUUGAUCCCAAAAAUGACAUUUGGUCCCAAAAAUGUUUCUUUUAUUGUAUUAUUGUGUUUUGUUUAAAUUUUUAAUUUUUGAUUUUUUAUUCUCUCAUAUUUCUAAAUGUUUUUUAACCUCUUUUUCCACGUGUAUCUCCACGAUUUUGAGAUUUAUUGCUUUUUGGCUUUUAUUCUUUUGCUAAACAAAUAGAAAAUAUUUUUUUAAUUAUUGGGGAAUCAAUUUAAAAAUUUUAAAAAAAUUUCUAAUUUCAGCGGCCAUGAAUUGCUUCAAUCAAAAAUUAAAUUCGUCAUGCCGCCAAUUAAAAUAUAACAUCAUAAUUAUUGUAUUAUUAGCUCUUCUUCAGCAUCUAUCUGCUACACAUUUCGACACUUCUCAAUGCGGAGCUUCCAAGCGUUGUGUAAUUGGAGGGUGUCCUCAACAAAAUAACCAACAACUAAAUAAUUGCCAUUACUUCUUUUCGGUAAAGCCUGACAUGGAAAAUGCUGACGAGUCAGUGGAAAUUGAGCUUUUUACCAAGAAAAGUUCCCCAGAAACCAAGUAUAUUGCUGUUGGUUUUUCUGAGGACGUCUCAAUGGGCGACGAUUAUGUCACUUAUUGUGUCGUCAACCCUGCUGGGCAGGUAGAGGUUCAUUUGGGAAAAAACCCGGCAGGCCAAAAAUCUAAUCAGGCUGCUGGGGAGGCCAAUGAUGCUGGCGUUCUGGAAAUGCUUGAAAGUAAAGCUACAGAAGAUGGAAUUUUUUGUAGGUUUCGUCAGCACUACAUUGCUUCUAAUAAAUACAGUCCAAACCUUAAACAUCCUUAUCAUUUAUUGUUAGCUAAAGGGCCUGCAGAGAAUCCUCAAAAAUUGGACAUGCACGAUCUCGAUCCAUCAAAUCCCACAGAUUUUCCGUUUGCUUCAGCAGAACCUGUUUUACUGUUAAAUCCUCAGGAUGCUGCAAAAUUUAGAGAUUCGGGUUCCACAAAUACUAGUGGAAGCCCUCAAGCUACUGGAGCUGCUAAGGGUGGAAAUGGGUUGACUUUUGUUGAUUUGCAUGGUAUUCUAAUGCUUAUUUCCUGGCUUGGCAUGACUACAGUAGCAAUUUACUCUGCUCGUUAUAUGCGCGAUUCAUGGCCUCAUACAACCGUUAUGGGACUUAAAAUUUGGUUUCAUAUUCACCGCACUUUAAAUUUCCUUGCCGUCAUUUUAAUGGUUGCUUCCAUUGUUUUUAUUGUUUGGAAUAAAGGAAGUUGGACUGGUCCUUGGUUUGGAAUGGCUAAAAUUGGGGCUCCCGAAUGGCACUCACUUGCGGGUGCUUUUGCUGUUUUGUUGGCUUUUUCUCAGCCUUUUGGAGCUCUUAUUAGAUGUGGAAUUGAUGAUCCUAAAAGGCCUAUUUUUAAUUGGAUACACAGAAGUAUUGGACUCAUUGCCUUCGUGCUUGCCCAAGUUGCCAUAUACCUCGCCAUUUCAACUUUCAAAAGCCAUUUCGCCCUAGCCGAUUUUGCCUUUUGCUUCUUAAUAAUUUUUUACGUUGCCCUCGUUAUCUUCAUAGUGGUUAGCGAAGUGUUGCGUUUCGUUGAACUGCGCGAAAGGGAGAAAAUUUCUGCCAUUGAAAUGCAGACAAGGACUAGAGGGUCAACACCUUCGGAUGCUUAUUACUACCAUACUCGAAAAAAUUUUUCUUCAAAGCUCGUUUCUGCCCGGAGAACCUUAUUUUUUGUAGCAGCGUGUACAUUUGCUGGGUCGGCAUUUAUUCUGGUACUUCUCGUUCUUGUCCAUUAAAAUAUAAAAAACAAUUAUAAAUUUAUGUCUCUAUUUAACAUUUGUAUAAAAAUAUUUUAAAAAUAAUAGUACACUCACUAGGUCUGGUAAGGUUUGGGGGUGUUUUAGGAAGGGUGUGGGGUGUUUUGACGCGGGACCGUUUUGGCGCGAGACUAAAAACUGAAGCUUUGGAGAAACCUAAAUUCAUGAAAUUUUUUUCAAAUUUCCUUAACAUCCUUGACUACCUCCUC